UUGCUUCAGUGCUGUGCCGCUCGUUCUCUAAGAGAGAGUGGAUCUCGCCGCUCCGGUGUGGUGGUUGUGUUGUGGUGUGGUGUUGCCCGUCCUCCUCCCUCUCUUGCUAGCGAUAGUUUUAUAACAGCCUUUUACUCCACGUAGUUUGGAGGUAAACGACAUGGAAUACCAGAACGACGAACAGAUUUAUAUGGAGCAGGAGGAAGAAUGGGAGCGCGAAGGGCUGUUAGACCCUGCCUGGGAGAAGCAGCAGAAAAAGACCUUCACCGCGUGGUGCAACUCCCACCUGCGCAAGGCCGGCACCCUCAUCGAGAGCAUUGAGGAGGAGUUCCGCAAUGGCCUCAAGCUCAUGCUGCUGCUCGAGGUCAUCUCGGGCGAGACCCUGCCCAGACCAGACAGGGGUAAGAUGAGGUUCCACAAGAUCGCCAACGUGAACAAGGCCCUGGACUUUAUUGCCAGCAAGGGGGUCAAGCUGGUUUCCAUUGGUGCUGAAGAAAUUGUUGAUGGCAACCUGAAGAUGACUCUCGGCAUGAUCUGGACGAUCAUCCUGAGGUUCGCCAUCCAGGACAUCAGUGUUGAAGAGAUGACUGCCAAGGAAGGUCUCCUCCUCUGGUGCCAGCGCAAGACUGCCCCUUACAAGAAUGUCAAUGUGCAGAACUUCCACACUUCCUUCAAGGAUGGUCUUGCCUUCUGUGCCCUCAUCCAUCGCCACAGGCCCGACCUGCUGGACUAUUCUCAGCUGUCCAAGGAUGAUCCCCUGCACAAUCUCAACCUUGCUUUUGACAUUGCUGAGAAGCACCUUGACAUCCCCAGGAUGUUGGACCCCGAUGAUCUGGUGAACACACCCAAGGCUGAUGAGCGCGCCAUCAUGACCUACGUGUCUUGCUACUACCAUGCCUUCCAGGGGGCCCAGCAGGCUGAGAUGGCUGCUAACCGCAUCUGCAAAGUGCUGAAGGUCAACCAGGAGAACGAGCGCCUCAUGGAGGAAUACGAACGCCUCACCUCCGACCUGCUGGAAUGGAUCCGUCGAACUCUGCCUUGGCUCCAGGCCCGCCAGCAGGAUAACACCCUAGCUGAUCUGCAGAAGAAGCUGGAAGAAUACCGUCUCUACCGCCGCAACCACAAGCCUCCACGUGUUGAGCAGAAGGCCAGGUUGGAGACCAACUUCAAUACCUUACAGACCAAGCUCCGUCUGUCCAACCGCCCUGCCUACCUUCCCUCUGAAGGCAAGAGUGUCACUGACAUUGCUAAUGCAUGGAAGAACCUUGAGGGAUGUGAAAAGUCCUUUGAAGAAUGGCUGCUCUCCGAGAUGAUGAGACUAGAGCGCCUUGAACAUCUGGCUAAGAAGUUCAAGCAUAAGGCCGAGAUCCAUGAGUCAUGGACUGCUGGAAAGGAGGAGAUGUUGCAGAGUCAGGACUUCAGACACUGCAAACUGAAUGAACUCAAAGCUCUUAAGAAGAAGCACGAGGCCUUUGAAUCUGAUCUUGCUGCUCAUCAGGACCGUGUAGAACAGAUUGCAGCCAUUGCCCAAGAGCUCAAUGCUUUGGACUACUAUGACUCUGCCACCAUCAACAGCCGCUGCCAGGCUAUCUGUGACCAGUGGGACCGCUUGGGAACCCUCACCACCUCCCGCAGGAAUGCCCUUGAGGAGACUGAGAAACUCCUUGAGAAGAUUGACCAGCUCCAUCUCGAGUUUGCCAAGAGGGCAGCUCCCUUCAACAACUGGCUGGAUGGUGCCUGUGAAGACCUUGUGGACAUGUUCAUUGUUCACACCAUUGAAGAAAUCCAGGGCUUGAUUGAUGCCCACAACCAGUUCAAGGCAACUCUGGGAGAAGCUGACAAGGAAUACCAGGCCAUCAUGUCUCUGGUGACUGAGGUUCAACACAUUGCCCAGCAGUACCAGAUUCCUGGUGGUCUGGACAACCCCUACACUACUCUCACCUCUCAGGUCAUCUCCAGCAAGUGGGGGGAGGUCAAGAAAUUGGUGCCUGCUCGUGACAACACACUCCAGGCUGAACUCCAGAAACAGCAGAACAAUGAGUCGCUGCGUCGCCAGUUCGCUGAGAAGGCUAAUGGCGUUGGUCCCUGGAUUGAGAAGCAGAUGGAUGCUGUUGCUGCCAUUGGCAUGGGCAUGCAUGGAUCUGUCCUUGAGGAUCAGCUUAACCGUCUGAAGGACUAUGAAGCAGCUGUCAUCGGAAACAAGGCCAUCAUGGAUGAGAUGGAGAAGAUUCACCAGGCUGUGCAAGAGUCCAUGAUCUUCGAAAACAGGUAUACCCAGUACACAAUGGAGACCCUCCGUGUGGGAUGGGAGCAACUCCUGACCUCCAUCAACCGCACUAUCAACGAGGUGGAGAACCAGAUCCUCACCAGGGAUUCCAAGGGUAUCAGCCAAGAGCAGCUCACAGAGUUCCGUUCAUCCUUCAAUCACUUCGACAAGAACAGGGGUGGCCGCCUUGCUCCAGAUGAGUUCAAAUCAUGCUUGAUAUCUCUGGGAUACUCCAUUGGCAAGGACCGCCAGGGCGAGAUUGACUUCCAGCGCAUUGUAAGCAUCGUUGAUCCUAACAGCACAGGAUUCAUUCAGUUUGAUGCCUUCCUGGACUUCAUGACCCGUGAGAAUGUGGACUCUGACACUGCUGAACAGGUUAUUGACUCCUUCAGGAUCUUGGCUGGUGACAAGCCAUACAUCCUUCCUGAAGAGCUGCAGCGUGAGCUUCCUCCAGACCAGGCUGAGUACUGUAUCCAGCGCAUGCAGCCUUACUCUGGUCCUGAUGCUCCUCCAGAGGCCCUCGACUACAUGUCCUUCUCCACCUCUCUCUAUGGCGAGUCCGACUUGUAAAUUGCGUGCACCAAUGAUCUCGGGGGGGUAAACCUCGCAAGCAAUCAACCUCGGGAGGGUAAACCAGCUGUCACGAAACCCUCUGUUCUGUUAAUCAAAGGUGGGGGGUGAAGUCAAACUAGAGGACAUGUAAUUUUUAAAUUAUUUUGAAUGGUGGACCAUCCUCUGUCAUCUGAAGGUUGACUACUACAGGAAAUAUGGACCCAAGAUUUAAAGUUUCAAGUGAUGACAAAAAGUAUAUAAAGUACUAUAUAAACAGUAUGUAUCCUGGUGAUACAUAGAGUAAAUUUGUAAAAUUUCGGGUCAGACUUAUUAAUCAAUGAGAAAAAAAGUCCAUCAAUUAUUGAUACUGUUAAGGACUUUGCUCUGCACAAAUAGUGUCUGUGGCCUGUGACUGGCACUCGUAUGGCCUUUUCAGCUUUUCCCAUGGAAAUGUUGUUAAUACUCUGAAUGCUCGUCACAGCUACUAGACAGUGUGGUUUACAUGGCGGACAAAAGACACUACUGUCUGCAGGUGCUACAGAGGAGGAGCAGGACAAAGACCAGGAAAAUAUGCAAAUGCUAGGUUUCUUACCAGCAGUCUGACACAUUGACAAUAAUGACUUGGGCCUUCAUUGACUUCUUCGGCUCAUUCUAUCUUUCCAACUGUCAACUGGUACUUUGCCUGUAACUUGACAUUCGAGGAUCAUUGUUCACACGACCCUUUGAUAUUCAAUUUACCCCAAACACUGCCGCCAAUAGUGCCUCCUCCUCAGUUUGUUGUUCUUCCAGUGAUCUGUCAAACCCUCUGACCCAUAUUCUAGAAUGUCUCAUGAUCUGUCUCUCAGGCACAGGCUUAAACAACACUGGCCAGUCAGAAAUUUGAAAUGAAGUGACAUGAGAUGAUGACUGGAAGGCUGAUUUAAUGCGAUGUUCAAGAAUGCGGGUCUCUGCCUCUUGUUGUAGUGUAAUCAUGGAAUCUAGUCCUAACUGCUGUAGCAAAGCCAUCUCCAGCAAGAAAGCUGCUUCUUCUUAAGCAGAGUUUUUGUUGUAAAUAUAUCAAGAAUAGUUUAUCACAAAGACCUUGCUUUAUUUUCAUGCUAAUACUGUAUGUAAAAUGAAUAAAAAUCACUGAUCUUCCCUCAAUGGUUUGUGAUGUGUAUAUUGCCAGUGGUGUAUUCCAACACUAUUCUGUAAAAAAAACAUCUUUUCAUCAUGUAAAUCCAUAUGAAACUUCACAAAGUGGGUAAAGAUGUUUGCCUUCUUUGCUCUAUCAAUAACUGAAAUCUAGUGCUCGUCUUAGUGUACAAAAAUCGCUUCAGACUAGCGCUUCUCUCAGUUACAUGACAAUUUUUCUGCAAAAUUUGUAUGUGCUUUGUUUAUAUAAGAGAGCUUCAAUCAUGUUUGUUAUAAUUAGAUAGUGUUUUUUUUUUUCUCAAAGAUUUGAUCUUAUCUGUAAUUAUCCUAGGGCGACAUUAUUUAUUGUUACAGGCAAUAAUCACAGUGAUGACUAGGAACCAGGGUGAUGUGCUAUUCUUUACACAUACUUUAAAUACAUUAUUUUAUAAAUAUACAACUGCUCACAUGGUUUCUUAGUUGUUUCAGUGUUUACCAACCACAGCCUCAUACACUUUGUGUAAGAUCUACAAAUAAAGGCUAAUGAAAAUU
Molecule: messenger RNA, 4483 nt
Organism: Penaeus chinensis
Lineage: Eukaryota; Metazoa; Arthropoda; Malacostraca; Decapoda; Penaeidae
Gene: Actn
Product: alpha-actinin, sarcomeric-like
Exons: 17
Coding region: 161-2836 (891 amino acids)
Biological process (GO): muscle cell development; actin cytoskeleton organization
Cellular component (GO): cell projection; plasma membrane; Z disc
Molecular function (GO): actin filament binding; calcium ion binding
Source: RefSeq, a predicted model, not a curated record